Messenger RNA from Melanaphis sacchari, 1341 nucleotides. Its product is annotated as sentrin-specific protease 6-like. The transcript is spliced from 8 exons. Gene Ontology annotation, cellular component: cytoplasm; nucleus. The record is from RefSeq and is a predicted model, not a curated record. Gene Ontology annotation, biological process: protein desumoylation. Lineage: Eukaryota; Metazoa; Arthropoda; Insecta; Hemiptera; Aphididae. The coding region runs from base 1 to 1206 and encodes 401 amino acids. Gene Ontology annotation, molecular function: SUMO-specific endopeptidase activity.
AUGUUAUUUGUUAAUGAAGAUAGAAACCGAACGUAUGUAUUUAGUACAUUCUUUUAUACAGCUCUGGCUAAAUCAUUCAAUACCUCUGAUUAUCCAUCACAUUUCACGGCAUCGCAGAUAAGACACGAAAAAGUAAAAAAGUGGACUAAAAAUGUAAACAUAUUCGAUAAAGAUUUCACUUUUAUACCAAUAAAUGAAAAUAAUCAUUGGUUUAUGGCAGUUAUAUGUUUUUCUUACCUAUCAGGUAAAGUUAGUAUGGAAGAUGAAAAACCAGUGAACGUACCUGAUGAUAAUACUGGUCGUUAUAAACUGCAGCCAAUCAAAUCUACAACUGCUAAUCGUACCGAAGCUGAUCCUAACGUCGAGGAUCUUUGGUUAUUUGAUUUGGCAUCAACUCAAAACUAUGCAGAUAAACAAGGAGUGGAUUAUGAUACCGAUGUUGCGGUUUUGAAGAAAAACAGAAAUGUACUAGUUAAACGGCCUUGUAUUUUGUUGUUUGAUUCUUUAUCUGGUGGUGUUGGUCGUGCUAGAAUCACGGCCACAUUACGCGAAUGGUUACAACAAGAAUAUAUUGCGAAAUACAAUGACCUAAUAAAAGACUUUAGCCCUGAAACGAUAAAAGGAUCUUUGGUUAAAAUGCCUCAACAAACUAAUUAUACCGAUUGCGGCCUGUUUGCAAUUCACUGUUUUAAAAUGUUUUUUGAUAAGCCGAUUGUAGACUACUCUUUACCAAUUCGUCACUUAGAAAAUUGGUUUUCUGCUGCUGAAGUGACUAAAAAUUGCCAAAAACGGAGAGAACUACAAAGCAUAAUUCUGACUAGGAUGAAAGAGCAAAAAUCUGUUCUGCCGGAAGGUGUAGUAUUGCCUAUUUUGAAUUUUGCAGACCCUUCUGUAACAAUACAACAAAAUUCUCAUCGAAAGAAUUAUCCAGAAAACUACCAACAAGAAUUAGUCGUAGAACCCUAUGCAAAUCUUCACUUCCAAAAAGGAUAUACUAAAAUUACGAGAAGUGAGCAGCAAGAAAAUGACAUAGAAAGUCCAAUACACAACUUUGACAAUGGAUCGUUUAAUGCCUAUCAUCAUGUACAUUUUAAUAAUAGAAAUGUAGAAAUUGAUGUUAAUGAUAUUCAUUCUGGAUUAGGAAAUCACAAAAAUGUUAUUAAAAUUAAAAACAUUUCUAACGAAAACUUCCACUCCUUUAAAUAAAACAAUCUUACAAUAGUAUACAAUGAAUAUGACAUUGAAGAAAAUGAUGAUAAUGACGGAGAUGAAGAAUUAUAAGAAAUAGAAGAGGAAGAAAUAAAAAAGAUAAUGAUUUAAAUGAACUCCAUUUAAUAACAA